CAAAUUGUUUAUGUUUAUUUUACAUUACUAGACUUAAAGUAAUGAGACUAUUGCUUAAAAAUGGGUGACUUGUUCUUUAAUCUGUGUACUAGAUUUUUUGAUCCGUGCUUUCAAAACAAAGAUUAUGUUUUUAAAAUAAAAACUUUUAUCUAAAUAAAUGUAUAUUUUAAGUUAAUAUUUACAUUAAAUAUUUGAGUAUGAAGUAUUUAAUUGACCAAUUUUGUAUUUUGAUGUUUCAAAUUAUUUUUUUAGCCUUUUUGACGUGAAUUUGUAAUAUUAUAGCUUAAUGUUUUGUUUUUAAUAAUUAUUUUUAAAAGUAAAUAAUAUAUAGUAGUUAAUAAUGAAAACAAAAGUUUAAAAAUGGAACCAAAUUUUACUAAUGCAUAAUAAUAUGAUGGUCCACGUUUUGUACUGAAUAUAUAGUAUUUGAUGACUAAACUAUAAAAAGGAAGUUUAAUCAAUUAAGUCCAGAAAAUAAAAGAGAAAAUCUGAUCAAUUUAAAAUAUUAAUGAAAAUUUUAAAUAGAAAUGAUAUACUAUUGUAAAUAAUUCUAAAAAGUAUGGGCAUAAUCCUAUUAUAGAUUCUGCUUUAAUAGUAUAGAUAUUUUAUACUAUGUAUAGUUUCAUCACAAAAUUAUACUUGUGUAUAUAUAUAAACACUUAAUUUAAAACGUUCUAUAAAUUAAACUCUCUACGCAAGCUACUUGCGAGUUGUUCUCUCCUUUUGCCGUCGUUUCUCUCCGUCUCAGGGUUAAGUCAUUGAAGAAGAUGUCUUCACGCUGUCAUCCAGAUUGCCAACGAGCAGCUGCUGCCAAAGAAGAGGAUGAUUCUGCUGAGAGAGCUGCUACGGUAGCAGCUAAUCUGAUCAGCACUGCGCGAGUGAUCCUCAAGCUGGACCGUGAGUUUACCGAGUACUCAGCUCAGUACCUGGUGGACAACGCUCUUGUCGUGAAGGAACCAGUGCAGGGUCCACCACGCUCCACGUUUACUAUUGCGGACUGUCUUGAGCAUUUGGUGGACGUUGCUUCUCCCAAGACCGAGGCCGAUCUGGAAGAAAUGGCAAAACAACAGCAACGACGCUCCAAGAUAACUGUCAAGGACUGCCUCGAGUGCGCUUUCAAGGAAGGGAUACCGAGGAGAGAGCAUUGGGCACAUUUGGGAUGUGUGUCCAAGGUUCCACCAUAUGCUUCUCUCAUUCCUCGCGUUCCCGUGAAAGGAGAAGUCAUUGAGGUUAAGAAACUUGAAGACGCACUUGAGUUGUUAAAGCAUGGACCCGUAGGUGCAAAACUCCAUGUGUUCAGUCCGGAUAUUGAUCGUGUCGGAGAAGAUGGAGUUUACCAAGGCCUGGCAGGUGCUGAAACACGAUACGUGGGACUUAGAGACGUGAUCAUAGGUGGAGUGAAUAAGAUCAAUGGUGUUGAAGUUGCGACUGUGAAGAUAUGCUACAAGAAGAGGACUUCACUUAUGAAAGUGGCUUUGAAUCGUAUCAUUAUGUUACUACAGCAUCAUGCCAACGAGUCUCAGAGCGUCGAGCCAACGCAUCUGCUUGUGGACUUCAUUGUGCCUCGCUUGUUCAAGUAAAAACAAGAUCUUAGGAUCUUGAUGAGUAAGACAAAUAUCUAGAGAACAAUAAUAUGGUAUGUAAUAUGUUGAGAGUAUCGUGAAAACCUUAUGCUAGUUGUGUAACUCGUUUGUUGUCUUAUGAAAACCUUAUGCUAUAAUAUCAGUAAUGAAGUCGUUAA
Messenger RNA from Brassica napus (rape), 1741 nucleotides. RefSeq names its product protein HEAT-INDUCED TAS1 TARGET 4-like. The record is from RefSeq and is a predicted model, not a curated record. The transcript has 4 exons. Lineage: Eukaryota; Viridiplantae; Streptophyta; Magnoliopsida; Brassicales; Brassicaceae. Bases 768 to 1580 code for a protein of 270 amino acids.